Molecule: messenger RNA, 2114 nt
Organism: Drosophila rhopaloa
Lineage: Eukaryota; Metazoa; Arthropoda; Insecta; Diptera; Drosophilidae
Product: venom carboxylesterase-6
Exons: 4
Coding region: 256-2010 (584 amino acids)
Source: RefSeq, a predicted model, not a curated record
ACAAAAAAUAGAUAUUAAGCCCGACAACAGGUAAGAUCGUUCAUAGAGCUUUUGAACAGCUUACCAUAUUUAAAAUACUCCGUUGAGGGUAUGAAAAAUAAGCAGAAUUAAUGAGCUAAGAGACGGGCGGCUAAAAAAAUUCGGUAAACAAGUUCGUAGACUCUCCAGCAGAGACUGAUGAUGUUGUAAUCUUAAAACUACACGUUCCGUGCAGCCGCGAAAUCAGUCUGAAGUCGGACCUCAAGCGCGCAUACGAUGACCAGAAACGCUGGCCUCCGGUUGAUUUGGGUGAUUCUGUUGCUCUGCAUUUACGUCCAGUGGUGCCAUGGGCGGAACUCGCAGUGUUUGCACGUGCGUUUAUCCCACGGCGGUUGGUUGAUUGGACGCCACUUGACCACCCACAGUGGUCGGCACAUGCGGGCAUUUAUGGGGGUUCCGUAUGCGGAGCCACCAGUCGGGGGUCUUCGUUUCCGUCCACCGGUGCCGAUGGCCGCCUGGGAGGGCGAACGCUUGGCCGUCAAGGAUGCACCCAUCUGCCUGCAGCGCGAUCCCUUCCGCCGCGACAUGAUCAUAGAGGGAUCCGAGGACUGUCUGUAUCUGAAUGUUUACACCCCGGAGACGCCGAAGGUUAAUGGUUCCUUGCCCGUCAUGGUGUGGUUCCAUGGCGGCGGCUGGCAAUGUGGCUCCGGAAUCAGCAGCUUCUACGGUCCGGAUUUUCUGCUGGAUCACGACGUCGUCUUGGUUUCGGCCAACUUUCGAUUGGGUCCGCUGGGUUUCCUCAGCACGGAGACGGUCGAUUGUCCCGGUAACAAUGGAUUGAAGGAUCAACUGGAGGUAUUGCGCUGGGUACGUGCGAAUAUUGGAUCCUUUGACGGAGAUCCAAAUAGUGUGACGGUCUUUGGCGAGAGCGCUGGAGGCGCCAGUGUCACCUAUCACAUGCUGUCAGAGAAAUCGCGCGGUUUACUGCAUCGUGGUAUCGCCCAAUCCGGAACCUAUUUCAAUCCUUGGGCUCAGCCCGCUCAUAAAGGAGUGGCUGCCAGAAGGGCCACUAAAUUGGCUAAGCUUGUAGGUUGCGACUCCGCAGGAGAGUGGCCCGAAAAACUUGAGUGCCUGCGGAAUAAGCCAGCCGACGACAUCGUGGCCUCCUUAUACGACAUGUUUGUCUGGGACUUUGAUCCGAUGAUACCUUUUCCGCCGGUGAUCGAACCGGAGCACGAGAACGCCUUCCUUACAGUUCCACCGCGCAAGGCGCUGAAACCUCAUGGAUUGGAAUUGCCUCUCCUUGUGGGCGCCACCGCCGAAGAGGGACUUUUGAAGACCGCCGCCCUGCUCAAUCUUCCCCAACUGAUGGCCGAAUUCAAGUCCCAGUUUAGCCAGGUUCUGCCGGUCGUCCUGAACUACGAUCACCACGAGGAUUCUGUUCAGCAAAGGAUAACGCAGCGCAUCGAGAGCUUCUACUUUAAGGCGGGCCAUGACUACGAUAAGGCCAACCACCAAAAUUUGACCGAUCUGAUUUCGGAUGGAUGGUUUGUGGCCGGAAUCGAUGAGUACUUGCGCCUCAGGAUGUCCCAAGGGGGCGUGGCACCCACAUACGUCUACCUUUUCGAUCACAAGGGUGCCGCCAGUUUUACGGAGAUUUUCAAGGGCGGCCGGAAUGAGUUUUACGGGGCAUGUCAUGCCGAGGAGCUCCAGUAUUUAUUCCCCAUUGGGCGGGAGCUAUUUGUGAGUGCAGUGCCGACGCAAAAAGAUCUGCAACUCCGCGAAUUGAUGCUCCAUUUGUGGGUUAGCUUUGCGAAAACCGGCAAUCCAAAUCCGACGAAUGCCAGCUUUCACUUGCCCACUUGGAAUCCUGCAUCCAGUUAUCCUGUGGAAUACGCCCGUUUGGGCACCAAAAUCGAGGAUUCCUCAAACAUUUUUCGCUUAGAAAAUGAAUUAAUGCAGCAGCGUGCCGAUUUUUGGAGGGAAUUACAGCCUCAUGUGCCCGCCAGUCACGCCCACAAUGAACUUUAGCACACCGAGGCAUUAUCCAUGUGAAUUCUUUAUAUUAUUUAAUUACAAGACACUCUUUUUACUCCAAGAGAAAAAACUAACCAAAAGUUUCCUUCUUUGUUGGA